Cololabis saira (Pacific saury) is the source of this 3377-nucleotide messenger RNA. It is a transcript of the gene fbln1, whose product is annotated as fibulin 1. Gene Ontology annotation, biological process: extracellular matrix organization. The transcript has 15 exons. Gene Ontology annotation, molecular function: peptidase activator activity; calcium ion binding. The record is from RefSeq and is a predicted model, not a curated record. The coding region runs from base 149 to 2170 and encodes 673 amino acids. NCBI's taxonomy places the organism in Eukaryota, Metazoa, Chordata, Actinopteri, Beloniformes, Belonidae. Gene Ontology annotation, cellular component: extracellular region.
CACGAUCACGCUGCAGCUGCGACUCCCAGCUCCAUCACUUCCACCUCUUUUCCGCAGAGUCAGUCCUUCUGCUCCGCAGCAGCGAUCACUCCCGUCUCCCCACGGACAUCCAGCAGCGCAGCACGGACGCCUUUCUCCUUCUGCUUCAAUGGCCAUCCGGGUGUUGGUGCUCUGCGCUCUGGUCGGAGCUCUCCUUGGUCAGGGACCAGACCAGAUGUCGGUAGCCGACUGCUGUAAAGACGGCCAAAGGCACGGAAAUCAUAACAGAGACUGCGCAUCCAUUCCUCUUAUUUCUGAAUCAAACACGUGCAGGAUAGUGCAAGAGCAGUGCUGCGUAACAGUGCUGGAAGACAACAUGUGCACAACUGGUAUCAACGUGGCAAAAGACCAAGGAGCCUGCGAUUCUUUGUUCACCAGCACCUGUGAGACCAAGACAACGAAGAUGUGCUGUGACUGUUGUCUCCUGGGGAAAGCGGCCCGAGAUCUGGGAAUCCCCUGCGACCACGGCCUGUCUGUGGGCUACCAGUGCAGCCUGGUGUCGAGGGCCUGCUGCGUGGAUGGAUCUACAGAUAACCACACCGGGCUGACUGACUCACUCAACAACGCCAACCCCAGAAGUGGAGAUAAAUCAUUCCUAAAUGAUCAAUGCCAAGGGAAGUGUGCACAUCUGUGUCAGGGGAAUGACACCUGCGGCUGUUUCAAAGGCUAUAAACUCCAUCCAGACAGAAAGAGCUGUGACGAUAUCAAUGAAUGUCUGAUCGGAGCUAGCAACUGUCGGGGCGGAGAGCGCUGCAUCAACACAAAAGGCUCCUUCCGCUGUCAGAGAGAGGUCAGCUGUGGGACUGGCUACGAACUCACCGACAGCAACAACUGCAAAGAUAUCGAUGAGUGUGAGGCCGGCAUCCACAACUGUGGCCCACAGUUCGAGUGCCAAAAUACGCAGGGGUCAUUUCGUUGUGUCCCAAAGGUGAAGUGUGGGGACGGCUUCAUUCAGGACGCCCUUGGAAACUGCAUCGAUAUCAACGAAUGUAUUAUCCAGACUAAUCCAUGCCCCCGAGGGUCGCUGUGCAUCAACAGCGCGGGCUCCUUUUCCUGUCAGAAAAAUUCUGUGAACUGCGGUCGGGGAUACCACCUUAAUGAAGAUGGGACACGCUGCAUUGACAUUGACGAGUGUAAGGGUUCGGAAGAAGUGUGUUCAGGUCACGGCUGCGUCAACCAGUUGGGCUCGUACCGCUGCGAGUGUUCAUCUGGAUUCAACUUCAACAGUAUCACUCGGACUUGUGAAGAUAUUAAUGAAUGCAGACACUACCCUGGCCGCCUGUGCGCCCAUAAGUGUGAGAACACCCUUGGGUCCUACAAGUGUAGCUGCACCAACGGCUUCAUGCUGUCCGGUGACGACAGGAAUUGUGACGAUCUGAACGAGUGUGAGAGCAAUCCCUGCAGUCAAGAGUGCGCCAACGUGUACGGCUCCUACCAGUGUUACUGUCGCCGUGGCUACCAGCUCAGUGACAUAGAUGGAAUCACUUGUGAAGAUAUUGAUGAAUGUGCCCUCCCCACUGGAGGUCACAUUUGCUCCUAUCGCUGUCACAACACUCCCGGCAGCUUCCACUGCUCCUGUCCCGUUGAAGGUUACACCUUGGCCGGGAAUGGGCGCAGCUGCCAGGAUAUUGAUGAAUGUAUCAUCGGGAGACACACAUGUUCAGAGAACGAGAGCUGCUUUAACAUACAGGGGGGAUUCAGAUGUCUGUCUUUCGACUGUCCAGAGAACUACCGACGUGCCGGCGAGACUCGAUGCGAACGCUUGCUUUGCAAUGACUCUGUCGACUGCCUGACCAUGCCCCUGAGAAUAACCUUCUACUACCUCACCUUCCCCACCAACAUCCCCGUCUUCACCAACAUCUUCCGCAUGGGCCCCUCCCACACCGCGCCUGGCGACGACAUCCAGAUCGCUAUCACCGCCGGCAACGAGGGCGGUUUCUUCAAAUCAGAGCAGAUGCCCAAUGGCGGUGUUUUGUCGGUGGCAAAGCUCAUCAACACGCCACAGGACUUUGAACUGUCUGUGGAGCUGACCCUGCGGCGCUAUAACAGCGUCAGCAUAUACCUGGCUAAAGUGCUCGUGUUUGUUACCCAGGAGCAGCCCAGAGUAUCUUAUAAUCCCUUACUAGAAUAAACAACAGAGUUUUUCAGGGCUAAACGUGCGACUACACUGUUAAAAAGCGUGUACAGUAACUGCAGAUUAUCGUGGAGGGAAAAAUUCAAUUGGUCAAUGAGUAAAAUCCAAUUUAGGCAUGGUAAACAUCAGCCUGCCACAGUCUACAUGAUUGCUGCAUACUGUAAAGGUACAUCCUUUUAGAUAUUACUUUGGUGAACUAUUUUGGUGUACUGUAUUUCAAACAAAUUUGUGACUUUUAAAUGAAACUGGGCAACUUUGAACAUUUAUUCACAUUAUCCAUGUCUAUCUGUAACACAACAAUUCAAACUAAUCUUUUUCUGAAGCUGUGUCUAACAAUUAUUUUUGCAGAUUCAUUUUAACAAAAUACAAUAACUCAUGAAAAUAAAAAAAAGCACAGUUUUUGUUCCAAAAGCAUUUCACACAGUCUUUUUGGCAUUAAACUUAAGUGUUGUGCUAUAGCUGUUUAAAUUAAGUGCAGCUGAAUGUACUUUUUUAUCUUUAGUUUCUAUUUUUUUGAAGGUGAAGCAUUGUCAAAGCUGAUACUGUAGGUGGCGUCCUAGGUCAGGCUAAAUCACAAAAAUGUGUCUACAAGCGAGUGUAAUUUUUAUGACGGUUGCAUGAUAAAGCCUGACAUUUUUCUGCAGUAUUUUAUGGUUUAUGUGUUGGAUGAACGCUUUUCUAUUAAAACUUAAAUAGAAAUAACACAUGUUCAAGUCAAAUCCAGUUCCUGAUUAUGGUGCAUUGUGGGGUUUUAAUCAAAUGCAGCGAGGGGAGCAGUUAGGAUGUGACGCCAAGUCUGAAGAGUUCCCUCACAUAGUUUUAUAUUACUUGUAUUCCAAUAGAAUAGAAAAAAAGUAUUUAUUGCACAUGUGUGAACUUAAAAGUACACUUUGUCAUCUGAUUAGAAAAAAAAAGGUCAAAACGCUUUUAGUACCCAUAAGAAAAGUAGACAGCAGCUAUAUUCAUUAGUAAUCAAUAUAAAUGAGUAUAACCUUAAUGCAUUACAAUGAAACAGAAGUCAGAGUUUUCUACUUAUAAAUUAAAAUCUCAAGUUAUGCACAUUAGCAUGCACCAAAAAUGUCACCACUUAUAAAGUCAAUAAAGUAAUUCCAUACUUCCAGCCUGCAGUUAUAAACCUCAUGUAUCACAGCUUCCUUUUCCCGAAUGUCAGUUACCCUGCACCACAUCAACAUCUUUCUGCAGC